CAAAGACCUCGCUGCCGCCAUCUUUGUUAGGGGCAGCCGGGCCUUGGGUCUGGAGAUGCCCAAGUCAUGCGCAGCCCGGCAGUGUUGCAACCGGUACAGCAACCGCAGGAAGCAGCUCACCUUCCACCGGUUCCCGUUCAGCCGGCCCGAGCUCCUGAAGGAAUGGGUGCUGAACAUCGGUCGGGGCAACUUCGAGCCCAAGCAGCACACGGUCAUCUGCUCAGAGCACUUCCGCCCCGAGUGCUUCAGUGCCUUUGGAAACCGCAAGAACCUGAAGCACAACGCGGUGCCCACGGUGUUCGCCUUCCAGGACGCCGCGCAGCUGGUGACGGAGGACACAGACCCGGCCACUGAGGGUGGAAACGCUGACUCUGGGAAGGAGAAGGUUCUCCCUGGGGAGGGGGCCAGGGAUCAUGGCCCAGGCAGGAAGACCGACUCUGCCAUGGAAGCGCUGCAGCCGCCUCCCAGCACCGGAGCCCCUGUAGGACAGGCAUCGCCCCCAAGACCAGAAGCGGCCGAGGCCCCUGCGCAGAGGGCCGCCCCCCCACAUCCAUCUGACCACAGCUACGCCCUUUUGGACUUAAACACCUUAAAAAAGAAACUCUUUGUGGCGCUGAAGGAAAACGAAAAACUGCGGAAGCGCUUGAAGGCGCAGAGGCUGGUGAUGCGGAGGAUGUGCAGCCGCCUGCGAGGCCUCCAGGCUGGGCAUUCGGGCCUCCAGGCUGGGCCGUGGCAAGAGCCACGGAGCUGAGCCAGGCCACUGGGCUUUCUCAUCUGAGGCCCCGGAGAUGAAGCCGCAGUUUGGGGGCUCUGGCUGUGAACCCUUCUGUCCUGCUGCUGAGUGGCACUGAGUGGCAGAGGCACGCCAGGCCAGGACCCCGGUGAGCCCGGUGUGGCCUCAGGUGAAGCCUGGUAUCAGGCCGUGAGGGGCUGGAGCUGGGAGCCUGAGAAACCCCUGGUGCUCCAGGGGGUGACAGCCCUAGCUGUCCUCUCUCCAUCAGCCAGUGUCCUCGGAACUGCAGUUGCUGGGCUAGGGUGGCACACAGUCCCCCAGUGGGGCAGCUGGGUCCCAGGAGAGUCUGGGUGGGUGGGUUGGUCCCACCCACAGCAGAGGGGGAGACAGCCAACUCUCGGGCAGCAGCAGUGGCCCCUCCACGGCCUGGACAGCUGGCUCUCUGGCUGAGACUGGCCUGUGUUCUAGGAUGGCCUCUUCCUGGCUUCGUCUGAUGGAACUAGGGAAUAAAGCGUCUUCCUACA
Molecule: messenger RNA, 1257 nt
Organism: Artibeus jamaicensis (Jamaican fruit-eating bat)
Lineage: Eukaryota; Metazoa; Chordata; Mammalia; Chiroptera; Phyllostomidae
Gene: THAP3
Product: THAP domain containing 3
Exons: 5
Coding region: 56-751 (231 amino acids)
Source: RefSeq, a predicted model, not a curated record